GGAGAUUAAAAUAUCUAUGAGAUCAUAUAAUUUAUAACUAUGAUUUUAAUUAUAACCUGCACUUAUAUAAGGUUAGGUUGUUUUAAAACGGCCUUUUUUUUUAAAAUAUGGCUUUGCAUAGAUGUGCACAGUAUAUUCUGCCAAAUUGCACUUGUAUUACCUAUAAAAUAUACAUCUCUGUCAUAUGCUUGUCAAAAAACAAAAUUUCAAAUACACAAUCAAAUAUGGCAAAUUAACUUUACAUUUUUAUCAAUGCAAAAAUAUUGGAAAAAUAGCAUAGGUCAAUUGUGAUGUCACUCCUAAAUUCUUCUCGUAGCAUUUUGGACAUUGUGCUGGACAUAAUGGAUGAAGGGCCGAAGCCCAUGAAGAACUUGAAGGAAACCGAAAAAAAUCGCAACUGUGUAGAUCAAUUCUGGGACGCGCAUCAAUCGGAAUACGAAGCCCGCGGCAGGAUGAGCGAGGAUCACGUGGACCGAGUCAACCAGCAUAACAUGACCUAUCCGAAGUUGAGGAAGGAGCUGGAGAAAAGGCGAUCUCUAUUGAAGGUGACUAACAUGAAAAGAAAAACAUCGGGAGAAUUCUUCUGCGCCAAUUGCGAGGCAUGCGUUGAAAGAUGUCUGAAUGAUAUUAAAAAGAAAUACGCGAAUCCGACACAAAGAAGUAGAAAUAAACGAACAAAGAAAAAUUACGGCGACAUUAAAACCUCCUUACGCAAAAAUAAAUAUCGAACGAAACGCAAACAAAACAAAUUGGAAGACAUCACUUCCGUAAACAGACUAACUAGUUGUUACUACGUACCCGUGAACCACAAGAUGGUCGGCGUGGACUCGACUUUAAAUCUAGCAUGUAUGAAUAAUAUGAAAACUAACGAGAAUAAUAGAAAGGAGAAAGUAAAUAAAAAAAAUAAUACACAAGAUGGACGUAUAUUUUACGCCCAGGAUAUGGAAGGAAUGGAUCCCGGUAGCACAGAUAUAAAUGAACGAAUGACUGGUUCGGAACGAACGAAUGAUAACAGCGAGCCAGAGAAUAGUGGAAAGAGCAUCAACACGCUCAAGAAUCCGGACACGAGCGUCGCGUCUCUGAGCAGUUACAAAAGUUAUUAUUCUAUGGAACAUGAACCAAUGGUGUAAAAAAGAUACGAAAUUUGUAGAAAAUCGUGUAUUUAAAUAUAUUUUCCAUAUAAAUAUACUUUCGUGAUGUCUU
This is a messenger RNA of Danaus plexippus (monarch butterfly), 1203 nucleotides long. RefSeq lists its product as uncharacterized. The transcript has 4 exons. Bases 291 to 1130 code for a protein of 279 amino acids. NCBI's taxonomy places the organism in Eukaryota, Metazoa, Arthropoda, Insecta, Lepidoptera, Nymphalidae. The record is from RefSeq and is a predicted model, not a curated record.